AUGGUCAAAUUAGCGCUUCUUAGCUGGCUAGCGGUUGCUGCCCCUGUAUUCUCCGCACCAGCCGAUGUUCCCAGCUCUCUCGAUGCGCGAGCCUGCACUACCCCAGCAAAUAGCCUCAAAAACCCGAGCUUUGAGUCGAGUGCCUUUACACCAUGGGUCUUCAAACCUACAUACGUCAAGCUCGGCAGCGCAACAGUCGUAAAAUCUGGCUAUAAGAGCGACCACGCAAUCCAAGCCACGGGAACCUCCGGCUACAACGAUCCAACCAGCUACAACAAGCUCUCCCAGACCUUCAAGAUCUGCAAAGCAGCGCGCUUCCAGCUCUCAUGGUCCAUGCUUCUCCCUAAAAAUAGCGUCGCAUACACAGCACCUGGCAAGCCUGGAUUGUCUGUCCAAGCUAAAGCUCCCGAUGGUCUGUCGUAUUCAAUGGGUUCCUUCAGCUUUGACACCAAGAGUUUUAGUAGCAAUAUUUUUACACCGAGCUUUAAAAGUACGCAUAAGGUUGAUCAGUGGACGAGUUUUGUUGCCGACCUUCCGAACUCGCAGACAGGAACUUGGACGAUUUCUAUGGAGUGGUAUGUUUCGGGACCUGGCGCGAAAGGGAGUAAGACUUCGACGCUGAAGUUUAAGAUGGAUAACUUUGUUGUCAAGCCAAAAUAA
Fusarium musae is the source of this 660-nucleotide messenger RNA. RefSeq lists its product as uncharacterized. The record is from RefSeq and is a predicted model, not a curated record. Bases 1 to 660 code for a protein of 219 amino acids. The transcript is spliced from 2 exons. NCBI's taxonomy places the organism in Eukaryota, Fungi, Ascomycota, Sordariomycetes, Hypocreales, Nectriaceae.